Molecule: messenger RNA, 420 nt
Organism: Prunus armeniaca (apricot)
Lineage: Eukaryota; Viridiplantae; Streptophyta; Magnoliopsida; Rosales; Rosaceae
Source: the annotation of a GenBank genome assembly
AUGCAGCCAAAAAAUUCAACCAAUAUAUAUCAGUUCUUCCCAACACUGUUGUUCUUCCCUCAAAACAAUAGCACUCACUGCUCCCCUCUUAUAUUUUCAUGGCUGCAGAACCCUGCUCAUCAACCUCCUCCUCCUCCUCAAGCCUCAGAAUCACAGUUGAAAGAAACCCUUCUGAAUCUCGCCUCUCCCAACUGGACAUCAAGUGCUGGCCCAAGGAGGUACCAGCUGAAAUUUGAUGCAGAGGAGACAUGUUAUUUGUUGAAGGGAAGAGUGAAGGCAUAUCCAAAAGGGUCAUCAGAAGCUGUGGAGUUUGGGGCUGGAGACCUUGUCACCAUCCCAAAGGGACUGAGUUGCACUUGGGAUGUAUCUGUGGCCGUUGAUAAACACUACAAAUUCGAAUCAUCAUCAUCUUCUUCUUAG